Messenger RNA from Mugil cephalus (flathead mullet), 1356 nucleotides. RefSeq lists its product as uncharacterized. Lineage: Eukaryota; Metazoa; Chordata; Actinopteri; Mugiliformes; Mugilidae. The record is from RefSeq and is a predicted model, not a curated record. Bases 1 to 1356 code for a protein of 451 amino acids. The transcript is spliced from 3 exons.
AUGUGUUAUAUUUGUUCUAUACGUUACAUGUGCUCUAUGGGUUCUAUGUGUUACAUGUGCUCUAUAGGUUCUAUAUGGUACAUGUGUUCUAUUUGUUUAAUAUGUUACAUGUGUUCUCUGGGUUCUAAUUGUUCUAUAUGUUACGUGUGCUCUAUGUGUUCUAUUUGUUCUAUAUGUUACAUGUGUUCUAUAUGUUCGAUAUGGUACAUGUGUUCUAUGGGUUUUAUACGUUACAUGGGUACUAUACAUUGCAUUUGUUGUAUAGGUUCUAUACAUUACAUGAGUUCUAUACGUUACAUGUGUUCUAUAGGUUCUGUACGUUACAUGUGUUCUAUAGGUUCUGUACCUUACAUGUGUUCUAUAGGUUCUAUAUGUUACAUGUGUUCUAUGGGUUCUAAUUGUUCUAUAUGUUACAUGUGUUCUAUGGGUUAUAAUUGUUCCAUGUGUUACAUGUGUUCUAUAGGUUCAAUAUGGUACAUGGGUUCUAUGGGUUCCAAACAUUACAUGGGUUCUAUAUGUUACAUGUGUUCUAUGGGUUCUAUACUUAACAUGGGUUCUAUGGGUUCCAAACGUUACAUGGGUUCUAUAUGUUACAUGUGUUGUAUAGGUUCUAUACGUUGCAUUUGUUCUAUGGGUUACAAGUGCUCUAUAGGUUCUGUACGUUACAUGUGUUCUAUGGGUUCUGUACGUUACAUGUGUUCUAUAGGUUCUGUACCUUACAUGUGUUCUAUAGGUUCUAUAUGUUACAUGUGUUCUAUGGGUUCUAAUUGUUCUAUAUGUUACAUGUGUUCUAUGGGUUAUAAUUGUUCCAUGUGUUACAUGUGUUCUAUAGGUUCAAUAUGGUACAUGGGUUCUAUGGGUUCCAAACAUUACAUGGGUUCUAUAUGUUACAUGUGUUCUAUGGGUUCUAUACUUAACAUGGGUUCUAUGGGUUCCAAACGUUACAUGGGUUCUAUAUGUUACAUGUGUUGUAUAGGUUCUAUACGUUGCAUUUGUUCUAUGGGUUACAAGUGCUCUAUAGGUUCUGUACGUUACAUGUGUUCUAUGGGUUCUAUUUGUUCUAUACGUUACAUGUGUUCUAUAGGUUAUAUACGUUACAUGGGUUCUAUGGGUACCAAACGUCACAUGGGUUCUAUAUGUCACAUUUGUUCUAUGGGUUCUAUACAUAACAUGGGUUCCAAACGUUACAUGGGUUCUAUACGUGUUUUCUAUGGGUUCUAUACGUUACAUGUGUUACAUGGGUUCUAUAUGGUACAUGUGUUCUAUGGGUUCUUUAUGGUACAUGUGCUCUAUAGGUUCUAUAUGGUACAUGUGCUCUAUUUGUUCCAUAUGUUACAUGUGUUCUCUGGGUUCUAA